Vigna umbellata (rice bean) is the source of this 758-nucleotide messenger RNA. The record is from RefSeq and is a predicted model, not a curated record. NCBI's taxonomy places the organism in Eukaryota, Viridiplantae, Streptophyta, Magnoliopsida, Fabales, Fabaceae.
UUAAUGGAAUCUUCAAACCGAUGUUAAUUUCUAUUUUUCUCAUCAUUUUUCUUUUUUGUUUUCUUAUGUUGGAUGACAGAAUGGACCAUCAGAAUGUAAUGCUGCCCUUCAGUUUGCAGUAACUACUCUUCUGGUUGAGAAUAUAUUAGUCAUUGGUCAUAGUAGCUGUGCUGGAAUUGAAACAUUGAUGAAUAUGCAAGAUGAUGCAGAAUCAAGUGUUCAUCCAUUCUCAAGAAACUUAAUACACAAGUGGGUUGCCAAUGGAGAACUUGCCAAACUGAAGACAACAGCUGCCACAGCUCAUCUUAGCUUUGAUCAGCAAUGCAGAUUCUGUGAGAAGGAAUCUAUUAACCAAUCAUUACUGAACUUGCUCAGUUAUCCUUGGAUAGAAGAUAGAGUAAGAAGAGAGUUGCUUUCUCUUCAUGGAGGAUACUAUAAUUUCAACAAUUGCUCUUUUGAGAAAUGGACCCUUGAUUUUGAAAGAUGCAAUGUUAAAGAAGAAGGGAUCAAUUAUGUUGUGAAAGAACAAGAUUUCUGGAGCUGACUUUGCUAUGCCAAGAAGCUUGAAACAUAUCAUUCAUGAGGAUGAAGUCAAAUUCAAUUGCAGUUUACGUUAUACAACUCAAUAAAUCUUAUGUUGCUAGAAAAUGAAUCAAAAACUUUAGAUGAUUGAUGUUUAAUGCAGUGUCAGCUUUUCAUGUAACAAAUCAAAAGAAGAAAAAGUCCCUAUCUAUAUAUACCAAUGUUUCUCUUCUAAA